AAACAACUCGCAUGUCCCAUUGAAAACAGCUGAGGAUCCGAAAGGAAGGGGUUGUGUGAAAGGAGUGGGACAGUGAAGCAGACAAAAGAAGCUGCGGUUGUGUGAGCGUCGCGUCUUGGGAGCCCGAUAGCUGGCCAUCCAGUUUGUUUCUUUAUUAUUUCCAUCAGUAAAGCACAUACAGGGCGGGGGACUCGAUACCGGACUGGGCUCAUCGUUACAUUGCGAGGUACCGCAGAACAAAGGGAGUCUCGAGCGAGGAAUGAGCGAACCGAGCCUUGCGCCGCUGAAACAGGGCCAGAUGUUCUCGUGAGAGCCGCAAAGGCACACAAACUCAUCUAAAACAACAUUUAACAACACUGGAAGACCCUCGAACCGCGACAACCCCUCUAUUCACUAUGUUUCCUCAGAACCGCAACCCGGCACCUCUGCAGCCACCACCUGGGGCCUCGGCUUCAGCUGCAGCAGCUGCAGCAGCAUCAGGGUCAACCCAACCUCUUAAACUCACCUACCCUGAGACCCUGGACCGCAUAAAGGAGGAGUUCCAGUUCCUACAGACGCAGUAUCACAGUCUGAAGUUGGAGUGUGAAAAGCUGGCCACGGAGAAGACGGAAAUACAGAGACAUUAUGUCAUGUACUAUGAAAUGUCAUACGGCCUAAACAUAGAGAUGCAUAAACAGACUGAGAUCGCCAAACGGCUGAACGUGAUCUGUGCCCAGCUUAUUCCAUUCCUGUCACAGGAGCAUCAGCAGCAGGUGGUCCAGGCCAUGGAACGUGCCAAACAGGUGACUAUGGGGGAGUUGAAUGCGUCGAUAGGGGUACGUGGACUCCCCCCUCUGCCUCUCACACAACAGCUGCAGGCCCAGCAUCUUUCCCAGCAUGCCGCCCAGGGGCUGCCCAUGGGCCCUCACCCCUCCGGACUGUCUCACCCUGGCCUGGCUCUAGGGAGUGGCUCUGGGCUGCUGGCCCUUUCUGGGGCCCUUGGGGCCCAGCUGGCCUCUAAAGAUGAGCGAGCCCAUUUGGAGGCUGUGGCGGCGGCUGCCGCUGCUGAACACCACAGAGACUGGACGCGGGGACGUUUACCUGCCCUUCACAUGAUCCCCACAGACCGUGAACCUGGACCAAGUUCCCUCUCAAAUGGAGACAAAGGCAGGCCUUCAGACUACCUCAGCAAUGGCAAAAAGAGAAAAGCAGAUGAGAAGGAGUUUAUGACAGACUACGGCAGUGACGCAGAGAAGAGCGAUGAUAAUUUGGUUGUCGACGAGGACCCUUCCUCUCCACGUAGUGUACAGUCGUACUCCUCUAGAGAGAAUGGAUUGGAUAAACUCCCACCCUCCCGUAAGGAGCCUCUGCCCCAGGCCAGUCCGACCUCGCUGGCUUCCUCCAGCAGCGCUGCUUCUCCCUCACGCAGCAAGGAGCCUCCUCCGAGAGAGAAGUCCAGCACUCCAGGCAUGAAGCCUGGCACGCCCAUGUCCCAGGAGUCAUCUACACCAGGUCCCAGUGUCCCUCCGCAGUUUCGCCCUGUCCCUGGCAAACCCAGUGUUGACCCUCUUGCAUUAGGCUUAAGGAACCCAUUGGUAGUGCAGGGCGCGUACCCCCCUGGAGCAUUCGGUCUGCCUCCGCCCGGGGUUAAUGGGGAGUUGGCUGGAGCCGCGGGAUACGGUGCUGGUCUCCACCUUGUCUCACCACAGAUGAAUGGCUCCGUCGCUGCUGCUGCUGCCGCUGCAGCCGCCGCAGCUGGAUAUGGACGCUCACCUGUGGUGGGCUACGAGUCUCCUCAUCCCCAUAUGAGAGUCCCAGGUUUACCUGCGAGUCUGCAGUCAGCUGCAUCUGGAAAACCUGCAUAUUCGUUCCAUGUGAGUGCAGAUGGUCAAAUGCAGCCGGUGCCCUUCCCUCCUGAUGCCCUCCUCGGCCCCGGCAUCCCGCGGCACGCCCGUCAGAUCCACACCCUCAGUCAUGGAGAGGUGGUAUGUGCGGUCACCAUCAGCACCUCCACACGUCACGUCUACACCGGUGGGAAAGGCUGCGUUAAAGUGUGGGACAUCAGCCAACCGGGGAGCAAAAGCCCAAUGGCCCAACUCGACUGUUUGAAUAGAGACAACUACAUCCGCUCAUGUAAGCUCCUCCCAGAUGGGCGGACCUUGAUAGUUGGAGGUGAAGCCAGCACACUGUCAAUCUGGGACUUGGCCACACCCACACCACGCAUCAAGGCUGAAUUAACUUCCUCUGCUCCGGCCUGCUAUGCUUUGGCCAUCAGUCCAGACAACAAGGUCUGUUUCUCCUGCUGUAGUGAUGGAAACAUUGUGGUCUGGGAUCUGCACAACCAAACACUUGUCAGACAGUUCCAGGGCCACACAGAUGGAGCCAGUUGUAUCGACAUCUCCAACGAUGGGACCAAAUUGUGGACAGGGGGUCUGGACAACACUGUGCGCUGCUGGGACCUGAGAGAGGGCCGACAGCUCCAGCAGCACGACUUCACCUCACAGAUCUUUUCUCUGGGUUACUGUCCUACUGGAGAGUGGCUUGCAGUGGGAAUGGAGAGCAGUAAUGUGGAAGUGCUGCAUGUCUCCAAGCCAGAUAAAUACCAGCUACAUCUUCAUGAGAGCUGCGUUCUCUCGCUCAAGUUUGCCUACUGUGGUAAAUGGUUUGUGAGCACAGGCAAAGAUAAUCUACUGAAUGCAUGGCGAACUCCAUAUGGAUCAAGCAUAUUCCAGUCCAAGGAAUCAUCCUCUGUUCUCAGCUGUGACAUCUCCCCUGAUGACCAGUUUAUUGUCACUGGCUCAGGAGACAAGAAAGCUACUGUGUAUGAAGUCAUUUACUGAACUGAAUGUUUUUGGAUCGCUGUUUAUUAAAAGAAAAACUGAUUGCUUGAGGAGGCCAGAUUCAUCAUUAUUUUGCCUCUGAAUUGGGAGACGAUGUGACAUGGACAUGAAUAUGGAUAUGGAUUUGGGAGACAGCUGAACUUUUUGUUUGACAUCCGUUUGGAACGACGGACUCCAGGAUUAGACGGGAUCUCCAGAAAUGACCUUGUUUUUUAAUGCUGUGAGAGAGCUAGCAGUCUAGCUUCAAAAACAUGGGAUUUCUCCAAAGACCUCCUUUUCUCUUUUUUUUUUAUGUUUUUGUUUUUACAAGAUGAAACCUCUGUAGUGAAUAUAAUAGAAGAAAUCUUAUUUUUUUAGCCUUCAAAAUGUUCAUGGAAAUUGACGAUUAUGGAGCCGCACUGUAAAAAUGCAUUAUGACGAGACCUAAAUGACUGGCCUAAGAUGAUUUUCUAAAAGCUCACCUUAUCUUGAUCUUGUGUUAUGAUUGUAUGGAUGAUGUUUAAAAUGGACUAUAUGAUAUUGGACCAAAAGGCUCUGGAUUUUCGUGUUUCAGCGACUUCAGGGAAACGGCUGUAAAGACGUUCAGUUAACGUCCUAUCACAUGAACACUGUAUGUUGGAGCAUGUUAAAAAAUAUUUUGACUGUUUGGUCACAAACUUGGUAUGUAUGAAUUGUAAAUAAAGCUCUUUAAAAGCCAAAAAAUCUUGCUGUUGUCCUGAUCCUGUACAGAGCCAUUUAACAUCUGCUAAGAAGUUAGUGAGACCAACAUAUUGCAAUUCAGAAAGGAGAUUUUGGAAGCCAUCUCAAAAGGACAAAUUCCCCCAGGAUAUUUGUAAUAAAAUGUAAAUAACUGUACAUAUGUUUAUAGACUUUAAACCAUGAUUGCCCCCCCCCCCAGUACUUCCCUAGCUUUUUUACAAUAAGGUUGUUUUCAGUAACAUUACUCAACAUGCAUUAACAAUGGAGAAUACUUUUGCAGCACAUUAAUCUUCGUUAAUGAUUAAUUUCCUUAACAUUGAGAAAUUUCCAUAAAUUAACUAUUUUUAAAUACUUUGAACCACAAAACUGCUCUACAGAUGCAGUGUAGAAAGGAAAAUGAAAAACAUGGUCACGUCAACAAAAAUACCCACUUUCCCUUAAACGUUCAUAUAAAUUGUUUGUCAACUAACCAAAUAUUCUGUGGAGUUGUCCUAGCAUAUUACCAUUAACCAAAUUAUUCCCUAUAGUUAUCU
This is a messenger RNA of Xyrauchen texanus (razorback sucker), 4051 nucleotides long. It is a transcript of the gene tle2a, whose product is annotated as TLE family member 2, transcriptional corepressor a. Gene Ontology annotation, biological process: regulation of DNA-templated transcription; negative regulation of canonical Wnt signaling pathway. Lineage: Eukaryota; Metazoa; Chordata; Actinopteri; Cypriniformes; Catostomidae. The record is from RefSeq and is a predicted model, not a curated record. Gene Ontology annotation, molecular function: protein binding; transcription corepressor activity. The transcript is spliced from 20 exons. The coding region runs from base 396 to 2819 and encodes 807 amino acids. Gene Ontology annotation, cellular component: nucleus; transcription regulator complex.